Messenger RNA from Penicillium brasilianum, 1862 nucleotides. The record is from the annotation of a GenBank genome assembly. Lineage: Eukaryota; Fungi; Ascomycota; Eurotiomycetes; Eurotiales; Aspergillaceae.
AUACUGAGGACCCGAUCUGGAAAAUAUUACGCAUCCGGCUCUAGCCUUUGCUCAUUAUACACUUUUCUAGAAGCAGACCAAGCCAAGACAGCUCUAUUCAUGGGCACGUGAAUCCAGACGCCUUGAAGAAGAUGGGUGGUAAACCUUGGUCAUCGGCCGGUUGCAGAACAUGCAAAAAGCGCAAAUUGAAGUGUGAUGAGCAAAAACCCCACUGUGCUCGAUGUAUCAAGCGUGGCAUUGAGUGCCUUGGGUACAUCGACAGGCGGAUAUUUAUGCAUCAGGCUUCCAUGCUACCAGAGAGACAACACAAUGAUACGCGAAGGCCUACAAAUUCGUUUCAAUAUUCUCGUCGGGCACGAGAGUUUAUUUUGCCUGUGACACCGAGCGCUAGUCCUGCGAUACGUGUGCAGUUAUCUUCGUCGUUUCUCAACACAUAUUUCCCCCACCACAUGGAAAAGAUUGCUGGAAGUGACUCUUGGUACUCUUUGUUCAACAGCUGGGUGUCGCUCCCGAGUAAGAAUGAGCUCUUUGACAGAGCUCUGUCCGCUCUGUCUUGUAUUUGUCUAGGCAGGACAAAUCAAGACCGAGGGCUUUAUCACCAUGGCCUUUUGCAGUAUACUAAAGCAAUACGACUCCAAUCCAACAUGAUUGACCGUGGACUGUGCACUGAAGAGAUGUUGUAUUCCGCACUGGUAUUUUUAGAGAUUGAGAGCUACUCGUGUCCCGAGGGCAUGGAAGGGUGGUAUACCCAUGCAAUAGGGGCUUACGCGCUUAUCAAAAGGUACCGUAGCACAGCGGAAACCUCGAAGAGUCCUGCAAUGGUUUGUCUUUUGAAUAGAUUUGCGAAGCUUCUCAUGGUACUAAUCAUUUCAUCACUUAAUGUUUCGGGAGAGGAAUAUAAGCAGAUUGUGCAGUCCUGUCGUGAAACACCUCUUGAUGGAUUGGUCAAGCUAUACGCAGACUCUGCCAUCAUUGCACAAGCAGCCGACUUCAUAAGUCCGCUCGACUAUGGAGCGUGCCAGUUGCUGCUUCAUCACAGCCUCGCUCAUGAAAAUAACAUUAUAGCAUGGUAUGAGCAGAUCAAGGACGAAAUUGGCGGAGCUCCCCAGGAAUGCGCCGAAGACGAAUUAUUAUGUAGUGGACUUGCUCGGGACGAUGAUCUGUUCGGGACUCCUUAUCGGUUUGCUUCAUUGGAAAACGCCAGGAUACACAUCCUGGUCUGGAACCUUCUACGAGAUCUCCAGCCAUACAUCUACAAAGCUCGGAUUCUUAUAAAAUCCCUUAUACAAGACAAUCUCCCCAAUAACCAGCUCAAGUCCGAGAACCAGCAACUCGCGAUUUACUAUGCGGACCAAAUGGCGCGGAGUGUGUUAUACUGUGUGCAAGACGACUUCAAAUCAUGCGGUGUUCAAUGCUUGAUAUUCUGUCUUUGCCAAACUGCUAAAACAUGGAUCGAUGUGAAGAAAGCAGACAAAAUUACCUGGUGUCAAGAAAUUUUUGAUUUCGCAGCGGGCUUAGGCUUUGACUAUGCCAACCGUUUGAAGGAGACCAUGAUGUCUCAAUGGAUUCAAGCAGAACAGACUGAUUCUGUCGCGCUUUCCCCCAACAAAGAGCUGACUGAGCGCGUUGGUGAAGAAAGUGAUGUGGCAGGUGUAUCGGAGUUGGCUGCACUUCCGGGUAUGCUAGGGAAACCUUCCAUGUCAGAUGUACCGGGGCUUUCUAGCAUGUCGCCGACAGCAAAACUGUCAGAUGCCAGGUUUGCCGUAACUGUGCCCGUGCGAGAAAGGGGGAGUAUUCAAUGACCAUGAAAUGAUGAUCUCCGAUGAACCAAUAUACGUUUAAUAAAUUCCACUUAAGCACCG